AUGCGCCUGGCAAAGGCGGCGACGUCGCCUCUCGCCAGGUUGAGCCUCCACGGGGAGCGCCCGAGCCUGGCGCUGCCUCUGGCUGCGGGGGCUCUGGCACUGGGCGCUGCGGCGCUCUCCCCAGUUCAGGCAAAAGAACAGAAGACGCGACAGCAGGUCUUCGCCUGGGGCCGCGCUCAAGCCCACCCGGGCGGGUCCUCGAGCGACGUGCUGUGGCCGCGGCGGGUGGAGUGGUUCGAAGAAAACCCCCACGGCUGGAAGAAGGUGGCCUUCGGCCCCGACUUCGGCGCGGCCUUAGACAAGCGUGGGCAGCUCUUUGUCUGGGGCGCUGGGCCUGUGGCUGGCUCCUUCAUAGGUCCGCUCAAAGUGGACGUGCAGGGCGACGGCAGGGGCCAAGGCCUUGAGGAUGUCCAGCUGUCUUCGAAGAAGAUGUUCGCCCUGACACGGCGCGGUGAUGCUCUAGUCUUCGAGGGCUUCGUCGAGGAGCUCCUGAAACGCGGGGCGCCGGCUGCCGAGGCAGCCGAGGCGGCCGCAGCGGCCAAGGAGGCGGACGAGGAGGCGCGGCCGGCACUGGAGGCGGCGGCAGCAGAGGCAGCGCGCCGUGCUGCGGAGGCUUCCAAAGCCUCCAAGCAGCCCCUUCGGCUGACAGCGCAGGCAGUGCCAGGCCUGCCCCGUGCAGGUCUGCUUGGCAGCCUCUGGGGGUACAAGGGCCGAGUGAAGUCGAUGAGCAUCGGCCUCGAGCACGGCUGCUUCGUAACGCGGCAUGGGCAGCUGUACUGCGUCGGCGGCAACGAGUGGGGCCAGUGUGCAGUGCAGCCACCCAAGCAGCGUGGGCCUUCGGGAGCCUUGGAUGAGCGCACCCACUCGGAGGUCGAGUUCCCGGUGCUCGUCGAGUUUCCGCCGAAGACGCCGAAGAUUGUAUCCGUGCAGGUUGGCGGCCGCCACACCGUCGCUCAAGAUGCCAAAGGAAACUGCCAUGCCUUCGGCGAUGACCGGCGUAUCCAGCUCGGUCUUGGUGACACGCGCUCCGGUGGAAAUGAUGAGCGACACGCCUACGGCGUUCUGCACCAGGAUGCCCUGGGUGGGAAGAAGGUGAAGGGCGACAUCCCGAGAGCCGUCACCUACCGCUACUACGAUCCCCACCUUCAGAGCAAACCGGUGAAGCAGGUGCCGCCUUUGGCAGUGAACCGCCCUGAGUACCCACCGGCAUCGGCGAUCACUUGCGGGGAGGACUUCACCGUGGGUGUCUUCCGAGACAGCCCGGACUGGUAUGCGGAGUCUCAGACGACCAAUGUGAUCUUCGCCUGCGGCGAGAACGGCAUUGGCCAAUGUGGCCGCAGCAUGGCGCAGCAGCAGCAGGCUUGGGGCCAAGUCCGGCUACCAAAGCACAGCUAUGUGGAGUCCGUGACCUGCGGCCAGGCGCACUGCCUGGCAUUGAUGCGGGACGGCCAGGUCUUUUCCUGGGGAGGCAACCCACAGGGACAGGUCGGCAACGGCAAGCGGGCUUUGGUGCAGAGACCUGUUCGCGUCACGCAGCAACCGAAACUGCCAGAGGAGCUGUCACACCUGGCGGACCCAAACCGGCCUGCUACCGUGACCCCUGCUGACAUCUACAAGCAGGUCGCGUAUCAGCAUGUGGCGAGCCGGAUGUCCAACGACCUCAGCCAGACUGACGCGCCACCCAUGCCCGUACCCGUGGACUUACCCGGGAGGGUGGUCUCGCUCGCCUGCGGUUUUCGAAGCAGCGCUGUGAUAUGUGAAGUGCCGGACGCAGCGUGA
Symbiodinium natans is the source of this 1779-nucleotide messenger RNA. The record is from the annotation of a GenBank genome assembly. Lineage: Eukaryota; Dinophyceae; Suessiales; Symbiodiniaceae.